Messenger RNA from Gambusia affinis (western mosquitofish), 4292 nucleotides. RefSeq names its product alpha-1,3-mannosyl-glycoprotein 4-beta-N-acetylglucosaminyltransferase B (gene mgat4b). The coding region runs from base 521 to 2164 and encodes 547 amino acids. The transcript is spliced from 15 exons. Gene Ontology annotation, molecular function: acetylglucosaminyltransferase activity. Lineage: Eukaryota; Metazoa; Chordata; Actinopteri; Cyprinodontiformes; Poeciliidae. Gene Ontology annotation, cellular component: endoplasmic reticulum-Golgi intermediate compartment; Golgi stack; endoplasmic reticulum. Gene Ontology annotation, biological process: protein N-linked glycosylation. The record is from RefSeq and is a predicted model, not a curated record.
GGUAGCUCUCUUUAUGUCGAUGAAAGGUGCUAUAGAAAUAAAGCUUUUCUUACUUUUAUGUAGUUAUUUUUUUUUGACGUUCUAACAUUUCUUGGUCUUGGCCCCCUGUGAAUUUUUUCUGGGGUCGCCCCUGCUGUGUUACGUCCUGUGGCCACCACAUGGGGACGCUGCUGCGCCGUUCAACGUGAUGUUUAAUUAGCACCAAACCAAAAGUCAACAUGUCUGUUGGUCUUUGUUCCUCCUUUAAACUGCUCGGUGUUGGCGGGCUGUCUGUGUCCAUUAACUGAACUGAUAGUGUUUAUUUAACCAGACCCCUCCUCCUCUUUUUCCUCCUCAUCCUCCCCCUCCUCCUCCUGUCUCCUCCCUCCCUGCUCAUAUCUCCGCUCCGGCCCUCCCGUUCUCUCCAGUCUGCUGCUGCCGCUCUCCGCGCCUCCUGUCCGGCCGCAGCGCGCCGCUUGUCUCCGGUCGGACCGCCGGCCCUCGCCCCGCUCGGUGCGGACAUGCUCCCGGGGCUCCGGAGAUGAGGCUCCGCAAUGUCUCAGUCCUGACCGUCUUGUUGUUCGGGCUGAGCGGGCUGGUCUCGCUGUCCUGGUACACCGCCUUCAGCAGCUCCAGAGGAGAUGUGGUGGACAUCUACCAGAGGGAGUUCCUGGCCCUGAGGGAGCGCCUGCACUCGGCCGAGCAGGAGAACCUGCGGCGCUCCAAGGAGCUGAACCUGGUUCUGGAGGAGAUCAAGCGGGCCAUCGCCGAGAAGCAGGCGCUGCGGGACAUCAACCGCACCUGGAGCAGCCUGUCAGAGGAAACGCGGCUGAAGCUGUGGAACGUGAGCAGCAGUAAAAAUGUCCUGCAGCUUCCCUCCAUCUUCCAUCAUCUUCCUCACCUGCUGAGCCGCGAGGACAGCCUGCAGCCCGCCAUUCACCUGGGCCAGGGACGCACCGGAGUCUCCAUAGUGAUGGGCGUCCCCAGCGUGAAGAGGGAGGUCCACUCCUACCUGACAGACACGCUCAGCUCUCUGAUGUCGGAGCUCAGCCCGGCAGAGAAGGACGACUGCGUCAUCGUCGUCCUCAUUGCAGAGGCCGACCAGCAGUACGCCAGCGGUGUAGCCGAGAGCCUGAAGCGCCUUUUCCCGACUGAGAUCCAGUCUGGCCUCCUGGAGGUCGUCUCUCCGUCGCUCCACUUCUACCCAGACUUCUCCAAACUCAGAGAAUCCUUUGGCGACCCAAAGGAGCGGGUCCGGUGGAGGACGAAGCAGAACCUGGACUACUGCUUCCUGAUGAUGUACGCUCAGACCAAAGGAACGUACUACGUUCAGUUGGAGGAUGACAUCGUGGCGCGUCCGAACUACUUCACCACCAUGAAGAACUUUGCGCUGCAGCAGCCGUCGGAGGAGUGGAUGAUCCUGGAGUUCUCCCAGCUCGGAUUCAUCGGUAAAAUGUUCAAGUCUCUGGAUCUGUCGCUCAUCGUGGAGUUCAUGCUGAUGUUCUAUAAGGACAAACCCAUCGACUGGCUGCUCGACCACAUCAUGUGGGUCAAAGUGUGCAACCCGGAAAAGGACGCAAAACACUGCGACCGGCAGAAAGCCAACCUGAGGAUCCGAUUCAAGCCGUCGCUCUUCCAGCACGUCGGCACUCACUCGUCUCUGGCCGGGAAGAUCCAGAAGCUGAAGGAUAAGGACUUUGGGAAGCAGACGCUGCAUAAGGGUCACGCCAACCCGCAGGCGGAGGUGACCACCAGCCUGAAGACCUACCAGCACUUCACCCUGGAGAAGGCCUACGCCGGAGAGGACUUCUUCUGGGCCUUCACGCCCGUGGCUGGCGACUUCAUCAGGAUCCGCUUCUUCACGCCAGUCCGCAUCGAGAGGUUCUUCUUCCGGAGUGGAAACAUCGAGCAUCCAGGAGACAAACUGUUCAACACGUCAGUGGAGGUUCUGCCGUUCGAUAAUAUUCAGGCUGAGAAGGAGGCGCUGACGGACGGGAGGGAGAAGAAGCCAAAGUACCAUCGGACCGAGGACGGAUUCAUCCGGAUCGGAUCCUUCCAGAACGGGAUCGCAGAGGGAGAGGUCGACCCGACCUUCGGGCCCCUGGAGGCCAUGCGCCUCACCGUGACCACGGACUCACCUGUCUGGGUGAUCCUCAGCGAGAUCUUCAUAAAGAAAGCGGAGUGAAGCUCCGCCUCCUCAGCUCACCUACCUGAGUGCAGAGCGGCGCCCCCGUGUGGCCGAGCCUCGCCGCUGCUGAGCCAUUCAGCUCAGAGACUGAAACCCAUCGGACAGGCGGCACCUGCUGGUUCCCACGGCAACGCGGACCAUCCAGAGUUCUGUAGUUAUGUGUACAUACGGUAAGAUAAAUGUGAAAACACUGGAAGUCGGAGCGCCGAGCCGCUUCCGAUGAUCGAUCUGCUGCUUCGACACACUUCCUGUCUGCAGACACGCCCCUUCCUGCCGUCACACACCACCUUCACACACACUCACGGGCGCGUGUGAGUGCGUGUCAGCCGCUGUGGGUCCUCCCUCCGUCGGUUAACGAGUUGCCUUAACGAGGACAGAGCAGACAGCGUCCAUGUAGCGUCCGUCCUGCUGAAACUACUGAAGGCGUUUGGAGUUUGACCUGAGGCCUUCUCGCCACAGCGCCCCUGUUUACUGCGCCGCCUGGAAACUUUCUGUUUUCUGUAGAGAGACUGUUUUCCAUCCAGACGCUGUCUUCCAGAGAGAGACUAGCCUGCGGGCUCAGAGCAGAGGAAGUUCGGAUAGAUGGUUCCCGUUCUGUCGUUCCUUCACAUCAGCUGUAGGUGCCUUCUGAUGUAAAUAGUCCCGAAACACGGGUCGCUCUUCCCGACCAUAUUUUACUCCCUUUAGUUUGGAUAUUAGAUGUGGAGGAACAGCAGAUUCUCUUCUGAUAAAAAAUGCCAAGAAGUUUUUCUACACCACGUCACACCGGAUCUGCAGCCGUUCUCCUUCACAGCAGGACGUCAAAAAUGUUUCAACUGUGGAUACAAGCAUCAACAUUAGCAUGCUAACCCCUACGGUCCAGUGUUCUAUAAUGACGGCCAUUUUUCUAGAGGUUUGCCUUUUUUUUAAAAACUAAUAUUUGCCAUAAAAUGUUCCUCAUUUCCAUGGAGGAACUUUGUGUCUCCAUAAAACUUCAAAAUGAUAAAAAACGGCAGAAUCAGAAACUGAGGAUUUUGCUGUUAGCGAGACAUGGACCACUUAUGGUUAGCAUUAGCUUCACUCAUUUUUUUAACAUAUUGAGCAGUUUAGCGUUAGCAUAGCUAAGGUUCUUCUUUAGUUAGUGGCUGGAGAACCAUACAUAGCUUAACUGGUUAGCGGUCGCUAAUAAUUCCUGCUAACUUAGUGCAAACAUCUAUUCUCCAUUAAAAUCAUGGCGGCCAUUUUGAAAAAUGUCCACCAGAAAAAGGAAACACAAGAUCAGGAAAAUAUAAAUAAUUUGUAUAGUUGAAAGUAUUUAGGCUUUAAUUUGACACCAAACACCUAAUUGGAGAUUUUUGUGCAAAACUAAAAUGUAAUUUCCAUGACAACAGUGGCCAUCUUGAAAAAUCAAAAACUUACCAGUAAUUAUGAUUUCUAUGGGUUAUGUAUGAUUUGACACCAACAGCAUUACAUUUUGGCAAAGUUAGGGCCACAAUAUAUUUUCCUUGACGACCACAGCGGCCAUCUUGAGUGUUUCAGAGACUAACGCUUUUGUUUUUUGGGAACAUUUGUGCCAUGUUUGGUUCUUGUAUCCGCAUGUGAAAGAUUUUGCUGAAACGUUAAGUCUGCUGGUCAAUACCUCCUGCUGUGAUGUUCUGCUUUCAUUUUGAAGCUUUUUACAAUCAAACCCUCCAGACUCACUGCGGGUUUCACAAACACUGCUGCAGAAAAGGGUUUGAGAAAGAUUUUCACAAUCAUUUUUCUAGUUUGAGCUCUUGAGUAACAAAGUUUUCAGUCAGGUUUUUCAGAAAAGCUAAAAACAAGCUGGUUUGGUGAAACAAGAAAGGAGAUCCAGUCAGUUUGGUGAUUUUUCCCAUCAGAUCGUUGGAUUGUUUCGGUAAACAAAACCAGGAAAGUGACCUCAGGGAACGAUUUAUCUGGACUUUUCCUCCGCUCAGAUGGAGCUCCGGUCUCUCUGUCCAGACUCGCUGAGCAUAACUUGAGUUUAUUUUGUUUCCUCUUGGAUGCACUGGAUUGCAUUGCUGUCAUCUUGUUUGUGUCUUUUGUACCCUUUAGAUAAACUAUUUAAAUGAGCAUAAACUUCUAUCCAAUCUGUGGAUUGUAAUAAAGAGAGAAAAUAAAAUCA